UUCCUAUCUUAACAAUGCAUCAUUGUUGAUCUAUGUUUGUUUAAUUUAUCGCUGUUUUCGUACGUUCUACUUCAGUUGAUUCCCGAGUCUUCCAGGCAUCACAUCAAGGGCGUGUCGACCCUAGCGCCAACCCAAUGGGGUCGACUAGCCGCAUGUUGCGGAUGCCGAAGAAAGCAAGACAGUUUUGUGUAAGUGGGAUUUUAACGCUUGUGCUUGGGUGAAGCCAUGACCGAGUGCGAUAACCCGAAUAUUCGCCGUACUUCUAACUUGGUUCCAGUGAGAGCUAGCACCUUCUUCAAAGAAUCGGUGGUACCAAGACCCCAAACAUCCAUUGUCGCACGUGACAUGCUUGCAAUCCUAAAGGACCGAUUGUUCCUAUGCGCAUGAAAAUUCGGAGUCCCAAUUGAAAGCAUACACCCAAGGAGAACAUUUUGAACCAUCCCUAGAAAAGAAUAGUAAAAGCCACUGGAGAAUCAAUAUUCAUCGAGAUUGUAUAAGUGUUUAAAUCAAAAAUUUAGAAACCACAGAGUUUUUUUUUACAACUAUGGCUGAGGCUGCUGUAGAAGAAAUUCCGACAGCUCCUGCAAGGUACUAUUGUCAUGGAUGCUCUAGCGAAUUCGAUGAGAUGAAUCCGGGAUAUGUUUGCCCAAAUUGCGCAUGUGGAUUCGUUGAAGAAUUAGAUCCACCAGUUGAGAUGAGUGCGGAGGAAAAUGGCCAGCAAAAUGACCAGGAAAAUGAAGGUCCUUCCUUCUUUGACGAUCCCGUGGGAAAUUUGGUGUCGUCACUUUUCCCUGGUUCUCGCAAUCAUCAUAACUCCGAACGAGGGACUAGCACACACCACCAACACUAUCCUCCGUUAGUCAACUUUCUGCACGACCUCGUGAGUUCGGCCGGUGGUGCUCAUUUGGUCCAAUCGACAACCACGAUGACAGUCGGGGGUGAGGCAAUGAUGGUCUCAGGAAACAUGGCCAAUUACAUUUGGAGCAGAGAGGGUUUAGACCAGAUACUAAAUUAUUUUCUUAACCAAAGUGUUGACCCGCAACCUUUAGAACCAGAACAAAUAUCUACUUUACCGACCAUUAAAAUUACUUCAGAACAAACAUCGGUUAAGUUAAGGUGUUCCAUUUGCUGGGAACAUUUUAAAGAGGACGAAAUGGUGAGACAAUUACUGUGCUCUCAUAUCUACCAUGAUGAGUGCAUAUUUCCGUGGUUACAAAUGCAUGCAACAUGCCCCAUUUGCCGAAGUAGGGUGCGCCCAAGAAGCGAAUGAGAAUACAUUCAUUUAUAAAGCUUGUUAAGUUUCAACUUUAAAUUUUUUUAUUAAUAUGAGCAUGUACUUACAUUGUACAU
Ctenocephalides felis (cat flea) is the source of this 1350-nucleotide messenger RNA. RefSeq names its product E3 ubiquitin-protein ligase RNF126-A-like. The record is from RefSeq and is a predicted model, not a curated record. The transcript has 4 exons. Lineage: Eukaryota; Metazoa; Arthropoda; Insecta; Siphonaptera; Pulicidae. The coding region runs from base 545 to 1270 and encodes 241 amino acids.